CAGCUCCGGGUACGUCGCCUAUACGCGCAGUUGCACGCUGGUGCGUGGUGACGUUGUGGCGGCGCGGGCGCCAUCCCGGAAGCGCGAGCAAGGCCGCCAGAUGUGCAGGCAGCGGAGGAGGAGGAAGAGAUGGACCCCCCGGACUCGGCCUCGAGGGUCUUCUGCAGCCGCAUCCUGAGCAUGGUGAAUACGGACGAUGUCAAUGCGAUCAUCUUGGCACAGAAGAACAUGCUUGACCGCUUUGAGAAGACCAAUGAGAUGCUGUUGAAUUUCAACAACCUGUCAAGUGCCCGCCUGCAGCAAAUGAGUGAGCGCUUCCUGCACCACACAAGGACCCUGGUGGAGAUGAAGCGGGACCUGGACAGCAUCUUCCGCAGGAUCAGGACGCUGAAAGGGAAGCUGGCCAGGCAGCACCCGGAGGCCUUCAGCCACAUCCCAGAGGCCCCCCUCCUGGAGGACGAGGAUGAAGAUCCCAUCCCGCCCAGCACCACGACCACCAUUGCCACCUCAGAACAGAGCACGGGCUCGUGUGACACCAGCCCUGACACCGUCUCACCCUCCCUCAGUCCUGGCUUCGAGGACCUCUCCCAUGUCCGGUCCAGCUCUCCUGCCAUCAACGGCCGUAGCCAGACGGACGAUGAGGAGACACCGGGGGAGUAACCCUACUCCCUGGUCCCCCGAGGGGUCUCAGGGCAGUGGCAGCUCUCCCCAGGUGUCUGAGGUGGCAGCAGGUAACCCUGCCCGGAGGUCAACAGCUUUGCCACCCUAUUGUGUCACCCGGGGCUCCUGGGGUACAAGGCUUCCUCCAGGGGUGUGGAGUUCCUGGGGGAUCUGUCAUUCCCAAUUCCCCCUCACUGAGAACAUCUGUCCUCCCCAGACCCUCUGCCAGGCCAGGGGAUGAGCAGCUCAGCUGGAGUUGUUGGGCUGGGCAUCGGGGCGCUUUUCCAGAGCCAGGCUUGAGGUCUGCUCUAAACAACGUUUAAAGGCUCCCAGAGACCAGAACCAGAAGGCCCCUGCCCCAUGCCCUGGUCGAGACCUCCUCAGAGUGAAUUGGCACUUUCGUGUCUGAGUUCACCCGUCCUAUCCCUGCACCUACUAAUUCUGGUCUCCUUGCCCCUUCCACCAACAAAAGUAUUGAAUGCUGUCUCCAGUUGGUAUCUCAAGGAGGCUUCUGAGACAGCUGUAGAAGGAAGGCUCAAGAUGGAGGCGGGCCAUUCAGCUGCAAGCCGGAUGAGUUUGGGGUUUUUCUGACCAGAGGUGUGAACCCUCAGGGCCCCGCAGGCCUCUCCCAGGAUGUCCGUGGAGCAAGCUGAGCCACCUUGGAAAACAGAGUUAAACGGAAUAUUUUUGUACCCGAUGUUUACAGAUGCUGUUGGGAAGUUAUCAAUAAAAAGACUCUGUUACUAAAAAGGGAAGGGUGUCCCUACCAGUGGCUUCCUUCCAUCCUUGGGCUCAGGAUGCCGUAAGGGGGAUGAGUGCAGGAUGCAAGACGGGAGGGGUGCGGACGGCCAGGCACCACUAAGAGAUGUGUCUGCUCUUGGUGGCAGUCCCCAGUGGUAGCAACUUUAAUAACCCAAGUUCCUCUCACUACUCAUGUACUCACACCUGCUGGGCCCUUCUCUCUGAGUAACUCCUCCAGGUCUGUCUCAGGAUGGACUCCUCAGGGGGCCAGGCUGGGUCCCCUUCCCCAUUAGACACUGUGUAGAGUUCACUCAUCUUUUAAGCACUUAGAAAUUGUUAUUAAAGACAUCUUCCUAGAUCCAA
Molecule: messenger RNA, 1764 nt
Organism: Suricata suricatta (meerkat)
Lineage: Eukaryota; Metazoa; Chordata; Mammalia; Carnivora; Herpestidae
Gene: KXD1
Product: KxDL motif containing 1
Exons: 5
Coding region: 130-660 (176 amino acids)
Biological process (GO): lysosome localization
Cellular component (GO): BORC complex
Source: RefSeq, a predicted model, not a curated record